Messenger RNA from Hydatigera taeniaeformis, 264 nucleotides. NCBI's taxonomy places the organism in Eukaryota, Metazoa, Platyhelminthes, Cestoda, Cyclophyllidea, Taeniidae. The record is from the annotation of a GenBank genome assembly.
AUGCUACCUCGGCAUUGCUACUACACAAACGGUUUUGAGACGGAUAAGUGGAGUGGUCGAAGUCACAGCCAAACUAAGGACCUCGAAUCCGCUCCAUCGUCGUUGAGGACCUCUGAUCAAAUGCACCUUCUUAAUGAUGCCAACCACAUGGAGAUUCCGUUCAUUACCGAUAAGGGAUCAAGCAACACCACCCGUGGAAAUGAUAUCUUUCGUAUACUCCUCUUCACCCUAGCCAUAGCCCUCUCCUUUCAAGCAUGGUCAUAG